CAGGACGGGAGGUUGUGAAUAGAAGGACACGGGCUCCGUGAACUGAGGCGUGGGCCGGCAUCGGGCACCAGGCAGCGGGCUGCGCGGUUCUGUAUGUCGGCCGAUAGGUCUCUUUGAGACGCCGUUCAGUUUCGGUUCGUUUUAAAGAAAAGAACAUGGCCUCCCGAACAGCAACAACGGCGGCGGGCUGUUUAACGCGGGGGAGUUUCUGUCCCGUCGCCCUCCGCGCCCCCCUGCGCCCCCGGAGCUUAUCGGCGGCGAGCAGCCGGCUCUGCGGCUCCCAACCGGAGACCCAGCGGCACAGAAGGCCAAAGCGAUCUGCCCUCAGACCAGCGGCCAGCCCCACGCACGACUGGAUCGGUCCGCCGAACCCGCUCUCGAACCUGCGGCCGAUCGUUUACCGCGUCCCCGAGGGCGAAUCGGAGCUGGAGAAACGGCUGAGACGCCUCAGGCAGGAGACGGAGGACUGGAACCACGACUUCUGGACCAAGCAGAACGUCACCUUCAGCCAGGAAAAGGAUGCUUUCAUGAGCUCGCAGCUGAAGACGGAAGGCUUGACUGCGCGUGAUGGGCACGGACACCGGCGGACCCUGAACAGUGAAGAAAUGGCCGUGUUUUACAAGAGCUUCCUGGACAAAAACAGAGAACGACACGCAAAGUACAACAGGGAAUGGUACCGACGAAACUUCACCAUCACCUUGCUCAUGGCCCGAGUCGCCCUGAGCAACAUGUGGAGGACUGUUAGACACAACAGCAAGAAAAACCGCUCUCCUACCACCUGAUAAUAAAUAAACUACUCACCCACCCUCCUAUUAAGA
Xiphias gladius (swordfish) is the source of this 818-nucleotide messenger RNA. RefSeq names its product cytochrome c oxidase assembly factor 8. The record is from RefSeq and is a predicted model, not a curated record. The coding region runs from base 156 to 782 and encodes 208 amino acids. NCBI's taxonomy places the organism in Eukaryota, Metazoa, Chordata, Actinopteri, Istiophoriformes, Xiphiidae. Gene Ontology annotation, biological process: intrinsic apoptotic signaling pathway. The transcript is spliced from 5 exons. Gene Ontology annotation, cellular component: mitochondrion.